CCCCUUACACUGCGCUGUAGCUCCUCCCGCUGCAGUUUUGGGUACUGGGGACGUGGCAAAGCAAAGUCUGCGGAGGAAAAGGGCACGGCACCCCUUGAGGCAAGGAAAUAAGAAAGCUGCCUCUGAUCCAAGCAGAGCAGGUCCAACUUCAGUGGCAGAUCUGGUGUCCUUGGAGUGGCUGAAGACCACCACCCUCCACAGGGCUGCGCUCAGGCACACAGCCAUUCUUCCCUUACCUGAGUGAGCUUCCUCUGCACGUUGUUUAUAUCAUUGGCAGAGCCUGUAGUUGGAAAGGGGGCCGAGUGACGAAUGGACUUUGUAUGAAAACACCAACCUGGGACAGACCUUCAGUCAAGGUUGAGAUGGGGUUGGGGUAUAUAACCUGGCCUUGCCUUUAACUUGGAUCAUAACUGGCUCUGAGGCUAAAGCAGGGGCAGAGCAGGGGCUGGGGCUGCCCUAAAAGCUGCAAUCAGUGGCCCUGCCAACACUAGAGCCAAGGCUAAGAUCCAGGCCAAGGCUAAGAUCCAGGCCAAGGCAGUGGCUGAGGCAGAACUGAAAACAGGACCAGUGCCCCAGGCCAAGGCUGGGGAUGGAGCAGUGGCCAGGACACAGUGACCUACACUGAGGCCGUGACUAUGACAAGGGAUGUGGGCAAGAUGGAAGCUAUGACUAAGAAUAGAGUCAUGACUGAGACUAAGGCAAAAUCCAUGGCAGAACCUGGUAUAGUGCCCCAAACCAAGCCAAAGGUGAUGCCUAUGGCCAGGGUCAGUGCAGUGACCAAGUACGAAGUCAAGGCUGGUGCUGGACGUGAAGCCAGUAUCAGGUCCUUUGCCAAGGCUGAUGAUAAGGCCAAUAUUGAGUCCAGGCCCCAGAGAAAGAGAGAGGACGGCAUCAAAUUCAGGGCUGGGGCUGGGGACAGAGCUGGUAUUGUAAUCAAGUCCAGUGAUGAGGAUGAAGAAAAUGUCUGCUCCUGGUUCUGGACCGGAGAAGAGCCUAGUGUAGGAUCCUGGUUCUGGCCUGAAGAGGAGACUCCUUCUCAAGUUUAUAAGCCUCCACCUAAGAUCCAGGAAAAGCCCAAGCCCAUACCCAAACCAGAACUCACUAUAAAACAAAAAGCAGCAGCAUGGUCAAGGGCCAGGUAUAGUGUCCUAGUCCCAAUAGAAGGAGGGGAGCCAUCCUUGCCUGCAGAAGGGAAUUGGACUCUGGUUGAGACCUUGAUUGAAACUCCUCUGGGGAUUCGGCCUCUGACCAAGAUCCCACCCUAUAAUGGGCCUUACUUCCAAACCUUAGCUGAGAUCAAAAACCAGGUUAAGUAUAGGGAAAAGUAUGGGCCCAAUCCAAGAGCCUGCCGCUGUAAAUCACGUGACUUUAGUUUAGAGCCUAAAGAGUUUGAAAAACUCGUUGCCCUACUUAAGUUAACUAAGGAUCCUUUUAUUCAUGAAAUAGCUACUAUGAUAAUGGGCAUCAGUCCUGCUUAUCCAUUUACCCAAGAUAUAAUUCAUGACGUAGGUAUUACUGUUAUGAUUGAAAACUUGGUCAAUAAUCCCAAUGUUACAGAACACCCUAGAGCUUUAAAUAUGGUAGAUGACAACUCUGAGUCUUCUGAAGAACCAAAACCAGCAGAGUUAUAUAUACAUCAAGUUUGUAAGGACAUAAUCUCUUACCCGUUGAACUCCCCUGUGCAACUGGCUGGACUAAAAUUAUUAGUGCACCUGAGUGUGAAAUUUGAGGAUCACCGUAUAAUUGCUAAUUACAUUCCAGAUUUUCUUACCUUGUUAAACAAGGGAAGUGUCAAAACCAAGUUUUAUGUUUUAAAAGUGUUUUUGCGCUUGUCUAAAAAUCAAGCCAAUACAAGAGAACUGAUUAGUGCCAAAGUACUAUCAUCAUUGGUUGCGCCCUUUAACAAGAAUGAGUCAAAGGCCAAUAUUCUUAAUAUCAUUGAAAUAUUUGAGAAUAUAAAUUUCCAAUUCAAAAAGAAGGUGAAGCUGUUUACCAAGGAAGAGUUCACUAAAUCUGAGCUUAUUUCCAUAUUCCAGGAAGCAAAAGAGUUUGGUCAGAAACUCCAAGACUUAGCAGAGCACAGUGAUCCUGAGGUGCUGUCGUCCCUCAACUGGAAUCCUUGGCUCUUUUGAAGACUAUCACUCUGGAUGAUCUAACCAUUAUGAGAGAUUUAGAGGGACCUUCACACAGAAGAGAAAACACAGAGAAGGGGAAGAAGACAAUAUGACCAUAGAGGCAGAGAUUGGGGUAAUGUAACCACAAGCCAAGGAAUGCUAACAGCCACCGGAUGCUGGAAGAGGCAAGAAAGGGAUUGUUCCUGAGAACCUCUGGAGGAAGCAUGGCACUACCAACACCUUGCUUUUGGCCUAGUGAUACUGAUUUUGCAUUUCUGCUCCCCACAAUUGUGAGAAUAAAUUUCUGUUAUCAGCCACCCAAUCUGUGGCAAUUUUUUACACUAGCAAUAGGAAAUAAAUACUAACAUUCUUUUAGUUAUUUCAUUUGUUAAAGUAUAUGUUUCAGGUGUAUCAUUUGACUCAUUCUGCCAAAGAAUCAACAGGUUUCCUCCUUCUUCCCCCUGCAAAUUUAUGAUUAUAAUAACAGGACCUACAGGACUGUGUGUAUAUGUGAGUAUGCACUGAGCAUAUGUGUAAGUGCACAUGCACACUACACAUCUGUUGAUAUCUGUCAAAUUUGCUUCCCCUUGGAACUUUAUUGCUGUCCUACCCCUGUUGUUUCUAAAUUCCAUCCAUCCUGGGAACCUGGGUGGCUCAGUGGGUUAAGCGUCUGCCUUUGGCUCAGGUUAUGAUCCUGGGGUCCCAGGAUUGAGUCCCAUAUUGGGCUCCUUGCUCAGCAGGGAACCUGCUUUUCCCUCUGCCUGCUGCUACCCCUGCUUGUGCGCAUGCUCUUUCUCCCUGACAAAUAAAUACAACCUUUUAAAAAAUAAAAAAUAAAUAAAUUCCAUCCAUCUCGUAACAGAUGAGUUAAGCUGGUGACUAAAGGAUGACAAUUUUAAUUAAAUUUUUGGAAACAUCCUUUACUAUGACAUUAGGAUUCACUUUUUUAAGUAGCAAUGCUGACUCAGAUAGAAUGCCUAAAUUUAAUUCAGUUUCACAGGUGGCACCCAGAAAAGUUUUACCAAUUUACAAUAUACAGAUUGGAAUUAAAUAUAAAGGCAUCGGGGAGUGAGAAAUGUAACCAUCCUGACAUUUCACAAAAGGAUAGGGUCUAGUUUCUGUCAAAGACCAUCUUUCAAGCUUUAGCCACAGUUAGUUGCCUUACAAGUGAUCAGUAAUAGACAAGAAUUUAUGCAUAAGUGCCUCCCAAAGCAGCUUUGUAGUCAUUCAUGACAAGACCACAAGGCUUGGAUUUAACCAACUUUGGUAUUUAUCUUAGGACCAGGAGAGGGAAAAUGAUUAAAGAAUAUGAAUUGUAACAAAACAAGAAAUAAAGAUUGACCAACUAAAAUAUUAAAAGAAUUAAAAGAAUCUUUAAAUUCAUAUGUAAUGAAAAAAAUACUGGUUUUCAUUUAUGACAUUGGUGAGGCUUUUCAUAUUAAAUGUUGGAUACAUAAAAUAAGAGGAAUUGAGUAAACAAGCAUGCCAAUAACUUGCUGCAAGGACUGUUCUAUGAUAUGACUUUAAUGCAGAAAUAAUUUUAUAAUAUAAAUAAACAGGAGGUCCAUAUUUUCGGGUCCAGCACUCGUGGACAUACAUAAUUAGGAAAUUAAGUAGACAAAUGAGACAAGAUAAAAUGUGUGUAUGAUGAUGGUUAUCAUGGCUUAAAACAUUAGACAGUCUGUCUAUUUCAUAUUAAUAACAAAAAAGUGACAGUUUAGUACUAAUAAAUGCUAUUGGCAGCAUCUAAACCACAAAUAAUGGUGAGCUCUGUAGGAUUCUAAAGGGAAUGCAGAUGCCAAUGAGAAGGGACAGUGUAUUCACUUAGAAAGACUCACUCAAAUAUUAGAUGCCAACAGCUUCACUCCUCUCUGGAUAAUUUUAUAAAUAUCACAAGAAUUACCUCAUAUUUUCCAGACUAGAAAGCAUCACACCAGGAAGGCAAAGGGUUAGGUUCUCCUGUGGGCUCCUGUCUUUGGAAUCUGAAAGAAAAGGCAAAAGCAGUUAACAGGGAAGAGUACUCGGAGUGUGUGACCAUCUAGCCAGCUGAGGGCAGGACUUCCAUGCAUGAAGAGCUGCUAUCUGAGAGACAAAACCCAGUAAUCCUCGUCUUCUGUCAAGUAGUGACUGUGAUUAGCACCAUGCUAGACACUAGGUUAAAGUGAUAAAAUACACAGACUGAAUUUCACAGUGAUCGUGAAAACUAGAAGGAACCAUGCAUUUCACUAGUGUCUUAUAUUUCAUUCUUCCUUAGUGUAACACAAAUACCUCAAUCAGACCUUACAUUCAAAAUAUGAUAUUGAAAUUAAAAUGUAUAAGUGUUUAUCAUGAAACUACAAUAAUGAGAUGAUUUGGUGAUGAGUUAAAAAUAGAACUAUAGAACAGAUUAGAAAUCAGAAACUGACCAAAAUAAAUACAGAGAUUUUAUAUAUAAUAAAGAUAGCAUGACAUUAUUCAAAAAUGGUAUCUGGGGAGUAGUAUCAGGGAAGAUGGUGGAGCAGAAAGUACCAUGAAACCAUCUCUCCACUUAGAAAAUAAUUUUACUGGUAAAAAUUGUCUGAAGUAACUAGAUUGAAAUUAUGGAUUCUAUUUGAACUUUUGCAGCUUUCAGGGGAAAGCUUAGCUGAUAAACUAUGGAUAAUAGUCAAUUUCAGCCUUCAGUUUGGUAGCAUCUACUAAUUCUCCAAUCUCCAGGCUCAUGGCAGGCAGCUGUGGGACACAAACCUGCAUUUGAAACAUGACUUGCUGGAGCCAAGGUGGACAGCAAAGACAUUGUCCUCUAAGAAUUGGUGUUUGUGUUCUGAUUUUUGAUAGUUUCAGAUCACUGAGAUGCAAGUACAGAGGCUGGUCAUUGUUUCGCACCUACCAGCUAAGGUGGCUUCCAAGGUAUGUAGAGGAGAUGCACCUGGGGUAUUUGGGCGGGAGGGGGGGCAUUCAAAACAACUGCAUAUACACGAUAAUUUAGAAAGCCACUGUGCAUGUACAAGGAAAGACACAGUCUCAGAAAAGCCCUGAGAAGACUUUAAACUUUCACCUCAGGCUGAUUUCCAGCAAAGAGGCAUCCUACAACCAUAACAUUAAAAAAACAGCAAAAUCCUGGAUAUGGCAAAGAGAAUCUAAUUUCCAAAGUUACUACAUUAUAAGAUUCAAAUGUUCAGUUUUCAACAAAAGAUCAUAAGGCAUACAAAGAAACACGAGAGUGUGGCUCAUUCAAAGGAACAAAAUAAAUCUACAAAAAACUUACCUGAGGAAGCAUAGGUUUCACACAUAAAAAAAGACUUCAAAACAACUAACAGAAGACAUGGACAGAGAAAGGAAUAAUGUAUGAACAAAAUGAGGUUAUCAAUAAAGAGAAAUAAUAAAAAGAAGCCAAAAAGAAAUUUUGGAAUUGAAAGCUAAAAUAACUGAAAUGAAAAUAUACUUUAGAAGUUCAAAGACAUAUUUGAGAAAGCAGUAAAAAGAAUCAGUUAAUUUGAAGUAAGGGCAAUGGAAAUUAUUGAGUCUCAUGAAUAGGAAGAAAAAAUAUGAAGAAAAGUGAACAGAACCUAAAACACCUGUGGGACACCAUCAAGCUGACCAAUAGACCAACAUAUACAAUUGUAGGAAUUCCAGAGAAGAGAGAUAGGAGCAGAGAUUUGUUUUUUGGGUAUUGAGUUUUAUAAGUUCUGUAUUUAUUUUGGAUACUAAUGGUUUAUCAGAUAUGUCAUUUGCAAAUAUCUUCUCCCAUUCAGGUUGACUUAGUUUUGUUGAUUGUUUCCUUUGCUGCUAAGUGAAAUAAGUCAGAGAAAGAUAACUACCAUAUGAUUUCAAUCAAUUGUGGAAUUUAAGAAAAAACAGAUGAACAGAGGACGGGGAAAGAGAGAGGCAAACCAGAAAACAGACUCUUAACUAUAGAGAACAAACUGAGGG
This is a messenger RNA of Mirounga angustirostris (Northern elephant seal), 6023 nucleotides long. RefSeq names its product armadillo repeat containing X-linked 5 (gene ARMCX5). Lineage: Eukaryota; Metazoa; Chordata; Mammalia; Carnivora; Phocidae. The record is from RefSeq and is a predicted model, not a curated record. The coding region runs from base 636 to 2132 and encodes 498 amino acids. The transcript is spliced from 6 exons.